This is a messenger RNA of Aspergillus fischeri NRRL 181, 1191 nucleotides long. RefSeq names its product TPR domain protein. The record is from RefSeq and is a predicted model, not a curated record. Bases 1 to 1191 code for a protein of 396 amino acids. Gene Ontology annotation, molecular function: protein binding. Lineage: Eukaryota; Fungi; Ascomycota; Eurotiomycetes; Eurotiales; Aspergillaceae. The transcript has 2 exons.
AUGGAUACCCACGACGUCUCUGAAGAUAGAGAGUACUGGCAGUACCUGCGCCGGCAGAAGCAAACUCUCCAGAAUGCCCAAUCUCGCAAAGGGCAGCGCCCCAAGACAACGAAGUCUCGCGAUGAGAUUAUAAUGCAGUUCAUGUUUCGACGCAUGAUGUCCAGUAAUGCAACUGUCGACUCCAAAACCAUCCGUUCGUCUUUUGUACCUCCAGCCUACGCACCCUGCACCGCUCCUUUAAGGAGUCUGAAGAAAGUCGUGAUAAAAGACCUCACUCUCGAAACCCAUCAUCGUGGAUCUUACAUUCUACUAAGGGCAGUCACUCCGCCAGACACAAUGACCGCGGUCAUGGUUAUUGUGGAGGAUGAGGAAGGAGAUGUUCUCAUGCUGCAACUGUACAACCAAGAAGAAGGACUCUCAGCCCAGGGCCGUCUUAUCGAAGGGACAGUGAUAAUCGUGAAGGAGCCUUAUUUGAAGGCCAUGUCCGAUGGAGACUAUGGCAUCCGUGUUGACCAUCUUCCCGACGUUAGGUUUAUCCCAGAUCAUGACACUCUAAUACCAUCAUCGUGGAGACGACAGCUCAUGGAAAACGAUGCCUCUGCCAACUAUUGGAAGCUGAAGGGUAACGAUUGUUUUAACAAAGCUAACUAUCAUGUCGCGGUUGACUGCUACUCCAAGGCUUUGGGCUCUUCCCCUACUCUUGACGAAGCCAUUACUAUCAAACUGAAUCGUGCUCUCACAUUUCUCAAGACUCAUCAAUUUGACGUGGCCCUCCGCGAUCUCAAGAUAGUCUCCACAGGCUCCAAGCCCUCCGAGAAAGUGCUUUUCCGCAAAGCUCAGGCUCUCUACUAUCUGCAGAGAUUUCGUGAAUCUUGUGACGCUCACCAAGUGCUUGCCAAGGAAUUCCCGAGCAAUGCUCCCGCUAAGAGCGAGUUCAAUCGCGCCAUUGCGCGACUCGCGGAACAGGAGAGCGGCAAGUAUCCGUUCAAACGACUGCAGCUCGAGGCGAAAAAACGUCGCCCACCAGUUCUUGAUCAUGCGACCUAUGUUGGUCCUGUGGCUGUGAGACCCGCGGACGAGGUUUAUUCACAACAGAAGCAGUCAAAGCUGGUGAUCUUCUCUUUUGCGAGAAAGCCUUUGCGCAUGCCUUCCAUGACGCCGACGAGCCCAGGAAGGGCAUCGCCCUUUUGA